Messenger RNA from Aethina tumida (small hive beetle), 967 nucleotides. It is a transcript of the gene scu, whose product is annotated as 3-hydroxyacyl-CoA dehydrogenase type-2. The coding region runs from base 154 to 924 and encodes 256 amino acids. Gene Ontology annotation, molecular function: estradiol 17-beta-dehydrogenase [NAD(P)+] activity. Gene Ontology annotation, cellular component: mitochondrion. The record is from RefSeq and is a predicted model, not a curated record. Gene Ontology annotation, biological process: androgen metabolic process; estrogen metabolic process; fatty acid metabolic process. Lineage: Eukaryota; Metazoa; Arthropoda; Insecta; Coleoptera; Nitidulidae. The transcript is spliced from 5 exons.
UCAAAAAAUUUAACCUUAUUUAAAUCAUCCUUAACAUUACAAAAGAACGGAUUAAAAAUUGUUAUCUUAUCAACUUGUUUUUAUAUUACUUGACCACUUUAUCAAUACAUUGUAGCUGAUUAACUCCUCACCACACCACAAAAAUUCAAAACCAUGAUUAAGGGCGCAGUUAGUUUAGUAACUGGUGGAGCCUCUGGCUUAGGCAGGGCCACAGUAGAAAGGUUAGUCAAACAAGGCUCUCGAGUAGUUUUGUGUGAUCUAAAAACUUCCAAAGGUGCCGAAGUGGCUAAGGAAAUAGGCGAGGACAAAGUAAUAUUUGCCCCCGUAAACGUUACAUCUGAAACCGACAUUCAAGACGCCUUAGAAAUAACAAAACAAAAGUUCGGACAACUAAAUAAUGUUGUUAACUGUGCAGGAAUUGGGGUAGCAUUUAAAACGUAUAAUUUUAAAAAAGACUUACCACAUAAACUUGAAGACUUCACAAAAGUUUUGAAUGUAAACACAAUAGGAACAUUUAACGUUAUUAGAUUAGCAGUAGGUGUGAUAGGAAAAAAUGAGCCAGAUGAUAAUGGCUGUAGGGGAGUUAUAGUGAAUACAGCCAGUGUGGCUGCAUUUGAUGGUCAAAUGGGACAGGCAGCCUAUUCAGCCAGUAAAGGAGCUAUUGUAGGAAUGACAUUGCCAUUAGCCAGAGAUUUAGCUAGUCAAGGAAUAAGGGUCAUCACAAUAGCACCAGGUUUAUUUAGGACACCUUUAUUCUCUGCUUUGCCAGAAAAGGUAGUAAACUUCUUGGAGAAGUCAGUACCAUUCCCAUCAAGGCUUGGACACCCCGAUGAGUUUGCCCAGAUGGUACAGAGUGCCAUAGAAAAUCCCAUGCUUAAUGGGGAAACAAUCCGUCUUGACGGUGCCCUUAGAAUGCAGCCAUAAGUUUGUAAAUCUAAUAAAAUAUAAUAAAUUUUUUAUAUUUCAA